Molecule: messenger RNA, 1841 nt
Organism: Drosophila pseudoobscura
Lineage: Eukaryota; Metazoa; Arthropoda; Insecta; Diptera; Drosophilidae
Product: LIM/homeobox protein Lhx2-like
Biological process (GO): positive regulation of transcription by RNA polymerase II
Cellular component (GO): nucleus
Molecular function (GO): DNA-binding transcription factor binding; transcription coactivator activity
Source: RefSeq, a predicted model, not a curated record
CUGGCAGCACUGCUCGGCAGCACAGCUGACGGGCGCCGUUACUCUGCAAAAAGCGUGCGUGCUUCGCUUCGGAUUUCCCAAAUUUCAAUUUGCAUUGCAGAUCAGCAAAAACUGUGUGAAAGUCAUUGAAAAUGAACAAUUUUAUCGAACCUUCAGCUGCAUCGCCCAGCAUAGGCGAUGCGGGGCGCAUUACUAUGCAGAACAUCAGUUCAUCAUCAGAUCAGUUCUUGGUGGCGAAUUUCGAAAAGCGCAGCAGCAUUGCCGCCACACACCUGCCAUUGCCGCUGCAGCAUUUCUUUCCUGUGUCGCCUGUGGUGCCGCCGUCUGUGGUGACGGCAGUGGGGCCCGAAGUCGACUCCCCGCAGCCAUCGCGUUCGCGGAUGGCGCAAAUGGAAAUCUAUUGGAAUGGUAUAGCGUCCGUGAAUAAUAAGAUGACUAUGGAUAUCACCAAAACAGAGCCCGGACUCGUCGGGCUCUCAACGAAUCAACAGCAGCAGCACUCAAGACAGCAGCAGCAGGCCGCCAGCAUAAAUAGCAACAGUGGCAACAACGUGGGGCAGAAUACCAACAACGGUUGCAACAGCAACGGCGGCGGGGUAAACCUCGGCAACAACAACAGCCUCAGCAAUGUCCAGAGCAUUGCCGCUGCGGCCAACAACAAUAACAACAACAACAAUGGAAGCCUGCUGUGCGCCGGCUGCGGCAAACACAUCAAGGACCGUUACUUUCUGCGCGCCCUGGACAUGCUGUGGCACCAGGACUGCCUCAAGUGCGGCUGCUGCGACUGUCGCCUGGGCGAAGUGGGGUCCACCCUCUACAAGACGGGCAACCUAAUGCUGUGCAAGCUUGAUUAUUUUCGAUUAUUUGGCAACACGGGCUACUGUGCCGCCUGCAGCAAGGUGAUCUUCGCCUUUGAGAUGGUGAUGCGCGCCCGCACCAAUGUCUACCAUUUGCAUUGCUUCGCCUGCCAGCAGUGCAACUAUCGAUUGUGCGUUGGCGAUCGGUUCUAUUUGUGCAUGAACAAGAUUCUCUGCGAGUACGACUACGAGGAGUGGCUGCUCUUCGCCACGAUUGCCGCUGGGGUCCCGGGUGCCGCCGACGAACUGCCCGGCGGAGGACCAGGCGUCGCCAACAUGGGUGUGGCCGUGGGCAUGGUCAACGGUCCGUGCACCCCCGGCGACCACAACAAUAACAAGGGACCCCAGACGCCCACCGGAGGCGACUCUCCGUUUGCGGCCGCGGCCACUGCUGCUGCGAAGAACCAGCUAGGGGCGUCCAGACAAAAAAAAGCCCUGAGCACGGGCGCGCCUAGGAGGAAGAGCGUCUGGAUCCAUUGGAGCAGCAGGAGGAGGAACAGCAGCUGGAGGACAAAAAACAAUAUUCUACAACCGCAACUGAAUCGAGAAGGGUAGAUCGUGGCUCGUCGCUCUUGGAACGAGGGAGACAGGGGGAGAGAGACCGCGAGAUUUGAUGCCACAUGAUUACGGAUGAUGGAGUCGAUAUUCAAUCUUCGUUUGCUUUUGACUGAGCUCAAAUCUUAUAGUGUUAUAGAUUUAGUUUUUGGUUAAGUUCUCUCACAAAUCACUUGCUGAAUGUUGCACAUAUUGCAAGUGCAGAACUAAGUUUUCAUUUCCCUUUCGAAUGGGCAAAUAUUCGUUUCAUAGAUCGAUUUUUUUUUUUUUUAUUUGUCGAGUGUUUACCACUUCAUAUGGGUAUACUCGUAUUCGCAUUCAUAUUCAUAUUGAUAUUGAUAUAUGUAUGUAACAAAUAGUUUUUAGUUUUCACGCUUGAAGCGUUGCGGUGCCAAAAUAAAUUCAAACGUAUUCCUUGUUUCCCCCCUA